CAACAAGAAAAGCCUUUCAUUUUAACCUGGCUGUUUUUGAAGAAGUGACUCAGACAACUUCAUGGCCUCUAAAGAUGCACAUAUCCCAAAAAGCAGAGGGCUGCCUCGUUUUCUUCCUGGAGCUCCAGACACAGAGCAAAACCCUAAUCCAGGAAACCAAGAAUGGCGGCCAGGUCUCACUCCACCAAGCAGCUUCUUGUCAACAGUCUGCCUCCCCCCUGGUCUAGAAUAUUUAAGCCAGUUAGAUCUGAUAAUUAUACACCAGCAGGUGGAGCUUCUCGGAAUGAUACUUGGCACUGAGACUUCUAACAAGUAUGAGAUUAAAAAUGGCUUGGGACAAAGAAUUUACUUUGCAGUGGAAGAAAGCAUUUGCUUCAAUCGUACUUUCUGUUCCACUCUGCGAUCCUGCACCCUGAGAAUCACAGAUAACUCAGGUCGAGAGGUGAUCACAGUAAACAGGCCCUUGAGGUGUAAUAGCUGUUGGUGCCCUUGCUACCUGCAAGAGUUAGAAAUCCAAGUCCCUCCGGGUACUGUAGUUGGUUAUGUUGCUCAGAAGUGGGACCCCUUUCAACCCAAAUUCACAAUACAAAAUGCAAACAAAGAAGAUAUUUUGAAAAUUGUUGGUCCUUGCGCAACAUGUGGCUGUUUUGGAGAUGUGGAUUUUGAGGUGAAAACCAUGAAUGAAAAGCUUACCAUUGGGAAGAUUUCAAAGUACUGGUCAGGAUUUGUAAAUGAUGUCUUCACAAAUGCGGACAACUUUGGCAUCCACGUUCCUGGAGACCUAGAUGUGACAGUCAAAGCAGCCAUGAUCGGUGCUUGUUUUCUCUUUGAUUUUAUGUUCUUUGAACAUUCACUAGCUGGAUUAUAACAAGCAAGAUGAUGAAAACAAUAAAAUAUGCAGAAUAUAUUUCAAUAUCCCUUGGGCCCUGGAUUUCAUUUCUGAAUGGUUUGAGUAUUUUUCUCUCUUUUUUUGUAACAAAAUGUUAAUUAUUAUAUUUAUUAAAACAUAAUUUAAUGAGGCAAUUAUCCAGCUGUGAAUGCAUGACAGCUAAAUACACAAUUACUGGCCUGAGCACAAGGUUGCUUUGAGAGAUUACCAUUCUUUCUUUUUAUCCUUUUGAAGUUAUUGCAAUGGUAAGCAUGAAAGAUGAGAACUAAGGCUUUCAGAAUCACUGAUGAAAAUUCAAUGUUUAGAGAAUACUUUGAAGUUUUUUCUGGUACUAAGGGUAGUUACUAAUCAAAAGGACUGAAUGUCUAAAAUAUUUUUUUUCAAAAGUAGUCCCUUUUGACUUU
Messenger RNA from Marmota flaviventris (yellow-bellied marmot), 1293 nucleotides. It is a transcript of the gene Plscr5, whose product is annotated as phospholipid scramblase family member 5. Gene Ontology annotation, molecular function: phospholipid scramblase activity. The record is from RefSeq and is a predicted model, not a curated record. Gene Ontology annotation, cellular component: plasma membrane. Gene Ontology annotation, biological process: plasma membrane phospholipid scrambling. NCBI's taxonomy places the organism in Eukaryota, Metazoa, Chordata, Mammalia, Rodentia, Sciuridae.